AUGAGCACAUUAGGUGCCCCGAUGUGGCUCGAAAACCCAUCGCAUCACAUGAACGGCGACGAUUCGGGCGUCUGCAGCGACAAAAACUCGCCUCAACGCUAUUCGAACAUCUACGAAAUGAAUAUCAGCAAGUUUUUCACUACUUUUAAUCAUUUUUUCUACUUUUUACAGUUUUGUAAACCGUUUACCACGUCAUAAGACGAUUUGCCUCAGGGGAAUUGUAAUUUCUUUUUGGAUUUUUCGAGAUUUCGAGAUUUUUUGGACGUUCGGCCGAAACGGCCGAAAUUUUUUUGCCAAUUUUUGUCGUAAUUUUUAACUCAGAAUUUCGCAUGUCGUAUUUUUACGACUUGUUACGCCAUUCCCAACUUUUUCCGGCCCAUUAAAACCGACUUACGGCAUAAUUAACAUCUCCAAGCUGCCUAGUAUAAUAUAGUUACUUUUGAGGGAAAAAAUCGAAAAUUUGAAAUGAAAAUGUCAAAAAUUGUGUUUACAUACGUCUUUGAACCAUUGACCUUGUUUUUAGACUUCUUGGAUUACUGUAAUUUGAGAAUUUCCAAAAUUGGAAAAAUGGGAUUUUUGGGGGAAAAAUAGCAAAAAUGGGAUGUGUUUUUGAUUUUAGGAGAGUAUAAAACCCUUAUUAGGGAUGUUGGAGCCCUCUGGGUUACUGUAAUUUUUUUUUAUUUUUUUUAAAUUCAAAAAAAAUUGGAAAUUGAAAAAAAAUUUUUUGCAAAGAAGUGUUUAUUAUAGGUGUUUAGACAAUUUUUUUGGGCUGAUAAAAAUUUUUUAGAGACUUUAGGAUACCGUAUUUUUCAAUUUUUUUUUUAUUUUUUUAAAAAAUUUCAAAUUUGGAAAAAGUUGAAAAAUCGAGAUUUUUCGAAUUUUUCGACCAAAAAAUCGGAUUUUUAAUGUGGUAAAAUUUUUUUGAGGGCUUAGUAGUGAUUUUGAGUAAUUUUGGGAUACUGUAUUUUUCAAAUUUUUUUAGUUUUUUCAAAAAAUUUAAAGUUUGGGAAAAGUUGAAAAAUCGAGACUUUUCGAAUUUUUCGACCAAAAAAAUCGGAUUUUUAAUGUAGCAAAACUUUUUUGAGGGCUUACUAGUAAUUUGUGGAAAUUUUAGGAUACUGUAAUUUUUUAUUUUUUAGUUUUUUUUUAAAAAAUUUAAAAUUUGGGAGAAGUUGAAAAAUCGAAAUUUUUCGACCAAAAAAUCGGAUUUUUAAUGUAUUAGGUUGGCAACUUAGUUAUUGAAAUUUUUGACUGCUUUUCUUUUUGCCACAACCUUUAAAGGCUUGGCAGUCAACAACUAUAAUACCCACUAUUAGUAACAACAAUACAAGCCUUAUCAUCUGAAUGUGCAGUGGCGCCACCAAGACAGAAACCAGGGAACUUACAAUUAGAAGAUUUCAUGAAGCCGGUUUCUAGAUGUUCUGUUAUACUGAAGUUUUUAUACCUUAGAUCGUACGCAGCCAAAUGGGUGUGAUAUCCGACACAGAGAGUAACAUAAGUACUUCACAACACUCAAGAAAGGAAAGUCUAUUCGGACUGUUUGAUAAUUUUCUACGAUCAUUAUUUCUAUCGGGCCAAACAGGCAUCCCGACGUAAGUGGAUAUUCUAGAUUUCGUUUUGCUCGCAGCCCGAAUCUUUUCUAUCUCCCAUGUAAACAUAUUCGGAGGAGUGAUACUCUGUGCUGGUAAUUUUCCCGAGAGCAUAGCGCUUAAAAAAUUUCCUAAAAUCUUUAAAAAUGCUUUCAUCGGGUAUAAAGGGUCUCUUCGGCCUUAACUUCAGAAUACCGCGCCUAAGCUCGCUGGCUCCUGUACGGGUUUUUAACAAAGAGAAUAGACAUCCCUUUUCAGGGUCCUAGAUUUAUCAGCGGCACAAAGGUCUUGGAAAAAAAUAGCAACUACUCGGUUAACUUUUUGGGAGCCACUAGGCAGGUCAUGAAGAUAAAUUCGGUCGCGACUUUAUGUCAUGCUCCAAGAAGGAAGACGGUUUAUGCUACUAUUUGGUUCGUAGUGAAUAGCUCUGUCACUACCCGAAGAGUUAACCGCGCUGCCUUCUUUAGCGUCUCGUGCAACACCUUGAAAGACAGCCUACCGCCUAAUUUUAAGCGAAGUCGUAAUAAUUUCCAUUGAUCCUUUUGGGACAAAAUGUUAUCACAAGACUGUUGAAGGUGUCCUGACGUUGUAAACGUUGUACAUUAGCAUUAUGUCAUUUGAGUUCUAAAGGCAUUGCAUGGCACUGCAAAAUGACCACUCAAAAUUGCUCUUAUUCAAAUUCAUGGUACUGCACCAACACGCGAGCUGCGAGUUCGAUGCCUCUGGGUUUGAUAGUACUCUAACCCUACUACAGGUGGGAUAGUGUGAUACUAGCCAUACUGACUUAAGAAGGUCUGUGGAAUAAUGCAAAAAAAAUUUCAAUAACUUAGUUGCCAACCUAAUAGCAAAACUUUUUUUGAGGGCUUACUAGCAAUUUUCAGUAAUGUUGGGAUACUGUAUUUUUUAAAUUUUUCGAAAAAUCCCGAUUUUUUUUUUAUUUUUUUAAUUUUUUUUUUUACAAUUAUAUAAUAAUAUAAACUCAAAUUUGGAGUCUAAAAUGCUUGAUUAUCCUACAAUCAUCAUCUCUGUUAUCACUAGCUCAGCUCAAGGUUCGCUGAGGGCUGGGCUAUCCCCUGCGGGCAGAGGUGCGUUCCCCCGAAAACUGGAAGCUGCAAAAUGCGGAAAACUGGGGACAAGUCGCCGCAAAAAUUGCUUAUCACAUUCCACGCCUCAGGCAAUAUGACGCAAAUAAAAAAAAAAGAAAUUUUUAUUGAAAAAACUCGCCAAAAAUAAAAAUUUCUUAUCGCCCCGAUAACGCGGGUCCUGGAAUUCGCGGGCCUUAUCGACGGCCCCGCUCUCCCGAUCUGACCAUUUGCCUCCCCCACCGCCUCAGGGCAACCCUUUGGAGGGAGGGGAUUUAAAAAAAAUUUUUUAUGUUUGGAAAAAUUUUUCAAAUUUUUUCGAUCAAAAAACAUUUUUUCGCAGGUCAUCAAAGUGUGGAAGAGUUAAACAGCCCUUGAUAAGGCCGGGAAGAGGACAAUUCUUUAUUUUUUCUCCGACUUUUUUGGGAAAAUCUGCAAAAAGUGGAGGUUUCAAAGGGAAAUAAGGGAAAUUCGUGGAUUUCCCCAAUUUUAUAUAAUAUUUCCUAAAAUCUGAUGAUCUAAAAAUACUGUAAAUUAUAUCUUAAUCCUAUGGCAUAUAAUUUUUCUCAAAUUUGAGCCCGUAUUUUAGCAAAAAAAUGGAUUUUUUGGCCAAAAAUUGAUGAUUUUUCAAAAUUUUUUAGAUUUCUUCGAAAUUUUUUAAAAUCCAGCUUGGAAAUAGUAAUUAAAAGUUAUAUAGGCCUAUUUCAGACUAUUUCUGAGAUUUUUGCUGAUUUUUUCGCGAAUUUUUGGAAAAAAUUUAUUUUGAAAUUUUAAAAUUUUUUGGAAAAUCAUUAAAAAAAUUGUUGUAACUACUAAAUUAAGAUCCUUAAACAUCAUACUUGAGUGUUUUUCCACGAUUUUUAUCGUAUUUUAGGUGAAAAUUCAAUUUAAAAUUUUUUGAAAAAAUCCAAAUUUUUUAAAUUUUUAUGCAAAUUUUGUAACAUAUUAUAGUAAUUUAUGAGCAUUUACAACUCCUUGAGGCAAUACCUACAUUUUUUUCUAAUUUUUUUCGUAUUUUAGAGCAAAAAAUCAUUUAAAAAUUUUUCGAAAAAAUUUAAAUUUCUCUUUUUUUAUUCAAAUUUCCAAAAAUUUUUUCGCCCUCAAAUCUCCAUCCAGCCCCCUCCCUCGGCACCAGUAAUAUUUUUGAUUAAUCAGAUUUUUGCCGGCCCCGUAUUCCCCCAUAUUAUAUUACCCUUUAUAUUCCGUGUUUUUUCAGAGUCCGAACCGCCGAUGGCAGCGGUCUGUGCGUUCUGCAAUAAGAGUAAGUAGACUGCACUCUUGCGAAAUUUCUGUUUGUUCUCCGAUAAUUUUGGGGGCCUCGAUCGGCGCCCGCUCAAGCGCAAUAUCAGUUUGACGCAAACGGCGGGCUAGCCCAGUUGAAUUGCAGGCUGGCGGCUACCGAAAUUGUCAUCAAAAAUUAUUUUUAGACAUUUCGGAGGCUAAAAUUAUAUUUUUUUGGAAAAAUUUGAAUAUUCAAAAAAUUUUUUUUAAUUUGAAUAUUUUAAUUUUUGGGCCAAAUUUGAAUGCAAAAUAAAAAAUUAUCCCUCAAAAACUGAUUUUGAGCCUUUUUCACAAUUUUUUGGAUAUUUGAAAAUCCUAAAAUACGAUUUUUUUUUAAAAUUUAAAUAUUCAAAUUUUAAUUUUUUGGUCCAAAUUUGAAUGCCAAAUGGAAAAUUAUCCCUCAAAAACUGAUUUUGAGCCCUUUUCACAACUUUUUCGAUGUCUAAAAAUCCUAAAAUACGAUUUUUUUAAAAAAAUUUUAAUAUUCAAAUUUUAAUUUUUUGGGCCAAAUUUGAAUGCCAAAUGGAAAAUUAUCCCUCAAAAACUGGUUUUGAGCCCUUUUCACAACUUUUUUGAUAUCUAAAAAUCCUAAAAUACGAAUUUUUCCAAAAAAUUUAAAUAUGCAAAUUUUAAUUUUUCGCCUAAUUUGGCCCAAUUUCGAAUGCCAAAUUCAAAAAUAGCCAUUAAAAACUGGUUUCUCACCAUUUUCACAACUUUUUCGUUAUUCAAAAAUCCUAAAAUACGAAUUUUCCCAAAAAAAUUUUAUAUGCAAAUUUUCAAAAUUUUUUGAUUUCAGUGAUAUCCGACCGAUAUAUCCUUCGAAUAGAGCCUAAUUUCGAAUUCCACAUCAAUUGCCUGAAGGUAAGUCCGUAUUUUUGUAAAUAAAAAAAAAAUUUUUUAUUUUUCGCCCGAUUUUUGUCGAUUUUCCCAAAUUUUCAAUUUCUUCCGGUUGUUUUUCACCCUGCGGGCCCUCAAAACAACAAAUAAAAACAACAAUAAUCGGGGCGAGCGGUCAUCCGGAAGUCCCGUAGCCAAAUCAAUCGUGAAGGUCGGGGCCCGCUCGUUUCUCGCGCCGCUCUCCCCGUUCCAUACGCUCUUUUCGCGCCGGGAACGGUCUUAUCCCAACGUUCGUUUCAGUGUGUGGACUGCCAACGACCGCUGGACGAGAGUUGCAGCGUCUUCGUGCGAAAUGGAAGGACUUAUUGCCGCGACGACUACUUGAGGUGAGUCUUCAUGAAUAAUUUCGGGUUUUGACUUGAUUUUUAGGCGUAUUUUAGGAGGUAAAAGAUUGAUUUAGUUAGCCUAAGGGUCUGGGCGUCUUUUCGAGACAUCGAGCUCUAAAUUUGACCCAGAAGUUUGCCAAAAAAACCUUAUUUUAGACAUCAGAUGGGUCCUCAUGGAUAAUAUCGACUUUUUGACCUGAUUUUUAGCCGUAUUUUAGGAGGUAAAAAAUGGUUUUAACUAGAUUAAGAAGCAACUAAUCUUAUGGCUGUUUAAAAUGCAAUAAUUUUUAUAUAAGACUUCUGUUCUGGCCCGAUUUUUGAUUUUAGGUACCUAUUUGAAAAGAUUUCUCGAUUUUGGAUUUUUUGCUUGGCCAAUCCAAAAACGCUCUUGCGGUAUUAUUUACAAUGCUAUUUGAAUUGUACACUAUAAGUUUCAAGCGCUUCGAAAAACUUUCCGAUCAGUUCUCGACCUUUUUCGGUCAUCAAUCCCAGUAUAAUAUAAUGUGGUCCCGAAAACUUGUCCCGGUUCUCGGGUUUCGGAGGCGGAUGCCGUCCGUAGCGUGGGGAUUACACUAGGAUUACAUUGGGGGAAACCUGAAACAGUAGACUUCCCACGACUCUCGUUUUGGCCGGUCCAGUCCAAACAAACACACCGAAUUCCGGUGCGGAUUUCCGGCCGAACCUGCUCGCCGCUCUCGGCGCUCUCCUCCCACUCCCUUGUCCUUCGUCUGCGCUCUCGGCGCUCUCCGCGAACCGCGCGCUCUUUCGCCUGUUUUCGCGCAAAACGCGCCGAAAUCCGAGAGGUCGCGGGCAGGCUGGGCUGAAGGCUUUUAGGGAAAAUUAAACCCGAAAACCUUCUCAGGACGCACAAAUCGGCUAAACCAAAGCGGAUCAUUUUUCAGGAUGUCCUAAUCUCUUAAUAUCGAGCUGUUGCUCCGGCCAUGUAUAAUAUCGCCCCGUAAUUACGGAAAUGCAAAAAAGUUAUGUAUUGCGCAAUUUUUGGAGAGUAUUAAGCAAAGAUCGGUCAGAUUUCGACAAAAAAUCGAGGGAUUUGCAAAGGAAACGGCAAAAAUUAUAUUAUCCAUGACAUGGAUAAUAUAAAAAAUUUGAAAUUCUUUUGAGUUAAAUACGUUUAUGAUGCAAGGUAUGAGCCUUUACUUUUAAUUUUUUGAAAAAAUAUCCAUUUUCGACAUAGUGCCACCUUAAUUUUUGCAUUUCAUUAGCCGCACCGUGCAGAACUCUGAUUCAUAAGCCUCAUCAGCUUGUGUGGCUGAGUGAAUUUUGAGUGAAAGUAAUGAAUUAGAAAUAAGUCCAAAUGUGUUUUUGCACUUUGGCUUAUUGUAUUCUUCAGUAGAAAUGAUGAAUUUUGAAUUUCUGAUGAUUAGUAAGGAGAAGAAAAAAGUUACAUUUAAGCAGGGAUAAAUGUAAAAAUUAUGAAAACUAUUGUUGCUAUGUGAUUUUAAGCCCCUGACAGCCUAAAUUAGAAGAAAAGUAUGUGAGAUUGUCGAUGGAUUCGUUGAGAAACAAGCGAUUUUGUUUUGUCAUGGUUAAUAUCAAGUGAUGUUUAAAAAUAAGUUCAAAAAUGGUCUGGAAUCAUAACUAGCUGUCUGGAAAUGGCCUCAAAAUAGGACAUAACAUGUUGAGAGGAUACUGUAAUUUUUAAAUUCGAAGAUUCUUCAGGGCUUUCGAGAAUUCGAGAUUUUUUGAUGUGUCAUGGUCAAUAUCGAGUGUUGAUGAAAAAUUGAUCAUAACUUUUUCCCAAAGCUAGCUAGUGGAGUCCUUAUGGGCUUAAAAUGGGACGUAACAUGUUGAGAGGAUACUGUAAUUUUGAAAUUUUAUGAUCCUUCGGAAUCUUCGAGAAUUCGAGAUUUUUUGAUUUGUCAUGGUUAAUAUUGGGUGUUGAUGAAAAAUUGAUCAUAACUUUUUCCCAAAGCUAGCUAGUGGAGCCCUUAUGGGCCUAAAAUUUAGCCGAAUGCUUCUAGAAGCUACUGUAAUUUUCUCGCUUUGAGAGAGCACCGAAAACCGAGAGAAUUUCGAGACUUUCCACCAGGCCCCCUGUCUUUUUCCGCUGGACUUGUUGACCGGAAAGGUUACCCGCAAAAAGAGACACAGGUCUUAUUGUUCGCGUGUGAGUGUGUUUCGGGUCCAGUUGACAGAGAGUUUAUUCAAGGGCGUCGGAUUUCAGAUCACAGGGGACACACACACGCGAGGUCGAUUUCACGCUCAGAGAAGUCGCACUCCUUUGCGGCGCACCAAAAUUAGAGGUCCCCGGGAAAAGGUUGAGCCGAAAACAGGCUACAAUACAGUGUCUGCGGGCUCGAAAACUCCAACUCAAACUAUAAAAAUUUUUUUAAUUGAUAAGAAAAAAAACUGUUUUUUAUGACGAUUGCUGAUGAAGAUGUUGAAAAAUAGCGCGACAAAAUACAAAAUGCAAAAUAAAAAUUGAUCCAAAUGUCCCAGAAGACCAUUUCCGCCAAUUCCAGAGUGUUUUUGACCCCAUUUUCGACCUUCAAAAGUUUUCGUGGCGGUACCAAAACUUUUUUUUAAAAGCUGGAAAUCGCAUUUGGAAAUAAAGUUUAUGGGUAAAAUACGAACUCGAUAUACUAUUGUCGAUUUUUUACACUAACUUAUUUUAUUUUCAACCACAAAAAACGCGUUAUUUCCCACGAAAAUCGCUUUUUUACCGUAUCCCAAAAAGUCAUGUCAAAGGUCGGGAGUGCAAGAGUCUGGUGUCAUAGCCACACGCAACCAUCCCUCUCCUUCCUGCAUGCCGCUUUUUGCCAUUUCCGUCGGUGUUUUCGGCAUACGGUAAAAAAGGAAAAAAGGGUUGCGCAACGAAAAAGUUGACCGAAAAACAACCGGAACCGCAAAAAAGUUGAGCGGCAUUUGAUGUAAGAGGAAGUAAAUUUGGCAACAAGUAUGGAUGAGGGCCUAAAAUACGGUAAUAAACUUGGGAAUCGUCGAAAAUCUGGGUUUUGGUCGAAAAAUUCAGUUUAAGGGCUAAAAUAAGGUGAAAAAAAGGUGAAAUGAAGGUCUAAGGGGGCUUGAAAUGAUGUAAAAAUAAAUGUGGAGUAGUUUGAGGUUCUUAAAAUACGUUUUGCGUUUUUAAUUUUUGCAAAAUUCUAAAGAAUUCCCCGAAAAUUUGGAUUUUUAGUCGAAAAAUUUAGAUUAAGGGCUAAAAUAAGGUGAAAUAAAGAUCUAAAAGGGUUUCUAAUUAUGUAAAAAUAGAUGUAGAGUAGUUUGAGGUUCUUAAAAUACGCUUUGCUUUCUUAAUUUUUGCAAAAUUCUAAAGAAUUCCCCGAAAAUUUAGAUUUUUGGGCGGAAAAUUGAUUUUAAGGGCUAAAAUAAGGUCAAAAAGAUGAAAUAAAGGUCUAAGAGGGUUUGAAAUGAUGUAAAAAUAAAUGUAGAAUAGUUUGAGUGUCCUAAAGUACGCUUUGCUUCUUUAAUUUUUGCAAAAUUCCAAUGAAUUCCCCGAAAAUUUGGAUUUUUAGUCGAAAAAUUGAGUUUAAGGGCUAAAAUAAGGCGAAAUAAAGAUCUAAAAGGGUUUCUAAUUAUGUAAAAAUAAAUUUAGAGCACUUUGAAUUUCCUAGAAUACGCUGUGCUUUCUUAAUUUUUGCAAAAUUCUAAAGAAUUCCCCGAAAACUCGUAAAAACCCCGCAUUUCAGGUCAUUUUCGCGAAAAUGCCAACGCUGCGAAGGUCCCCUCGGGCCGACGGACAUGGUGAUGCGCGUGCGCGACAGCCUCUACCACCAGCACUGUUUUUCGUGCUUCCAUUGCGGCCAACAACUCCUUCCCGGCACGCAAUUCGUCGCCAAGGGCGCGGGCCAAAUUUACUGCCCCAACGACUGUUUUCGGGUAAGUUUGAUUUGGGAUUUCGCUUUUAUGGGAUGCAUAAAAGAGUAGAGAGUAAUUUGGAAAAGAAAAUUUUUUGAUUUGAUGAUUUUUUUUGGAAAUUUUUCAAAUUAAAAAUUUUGGAAAAAAUUUUAAAAAAUUGUAAUUUUUACGGGGAAAAAUGUUACAGUAACCCGGAAAAAGUAUUUAAAUAGUCUGGAAAUAGUAUCUAUCUGAAAUUUAUUAGAUUUACCAGUCGUUUUUAACUCGAAGUUUGAGAUUUUUUGCAAUUUUUUGGCGAAAAAACCAAAAUUUUUGGUGAUUUUUGAAUUUUGCGGGAAAUUACAGUAACCCAAAGGUGCAAAACCUUUGAUGAUUGAAUUUUUACACCCUUUACAGCGUGAUUGAAGCAUUUUCAUUUUAAUUUUUGCCUAUUUUAGGCCAGCUGUAGCGAAUCGGACGAUUUUUUUGUGGACUCAAAAAGCUGCAAAACCGACAUCCAGGACGACCUGAGGCCCCCCUCCUUCCCAUCGAUAAAUCAACACACCGAUUCGUUGUCAUCCACCUCCUCGACCAGCUCGGUGAACGGAUCGGCGCGCAAAACGACGACGAAUUCGAGGAAAUCCCGAAAAGACAAGCCGGUAAGCCGCGAUUUCAAUUCGAAAAACCUUGCAGAUUCAGCGAGUCCGCACCGUCCUCAGCGAGAAACAGCUGCAGAUCCUGAAACACAUGUACCAACUGAACCAACGGCCCGACACCUCGACCAAGGAGAAAUUGGUCGCGGAAACCGGCCUUUCCCAGCGAGUCAUAAGAGUAUGGUUCCAGAACAAGCGCUGCAAAGACAAGAAGAAACAGAACGCCAUAAGAGAACAACAACAGCAUCAAGAAAAAGUGGGUUUUGCCGACAAGUUUGGGAUUUUUGGGAAAUUGCACUGUGAAGAAGGAAAAAAUGGUUAUUGCACUGUGCGGAAUGGUGAUUUUAAAAUAAAAUUUUUGUAAUUAGAGUAAAACUAGCGUGUUUAUAAGGCUUUUCGAAAAAAAGUUCUUUUUCUCCCAUUGCACGGUGCGAAAAUCAAGUUUUUGUUGAUUGCACUGUGCAAAAGGAAAAAAUGGUUAUUGCACAGUGCGGAAUGGUGAUUUUUAGAAAUAAAUUUUGUAGUUAGAGUUAGACUAGUUGUGUUUUUACGAGUAUCCAAAAAAAAUUUCAGUUUCCCAUUGCACGGUGCGAAAAUCAAGUUUUUGUUGACUGCACCGUGCAAAAGAAAAAAGUGGUUAUUGCACGGUGCGGAAUGGUGAUUUGUAAAAGUAAAUUUUGUAGUUAGAGUAAGGAUAGUAUGUUUCUAUGAUUGUGCAAAAAAAAAUUUCUUUUUUGCCCAUUGCACGGUGCGAAAAUCGAGUUUUUGUCGACUGCACUGUGCAAAAGGAAAAAGUGGUUAUUGCACUGUGCGGAAUGGUGAUUUUUGAAAAUAAAUUUUGCAGUUAGAGUAAGGAUAGUCUGUUUCUACGAUUUUCCAAAAAAAUUUUGUUUUUCACCCAUUGCACGGUGCGAAAAUCAAUUUUUUUCGACUGCACUGUGCAAAAGAAAAAAGUGGUUAUUGCACGGUGCGGAAUGGUGAUUUUGAAAAGUAAAUUUUUGUAGUUAGAGAAGACUUGAGUGUUUGUACGAUUUUCGAAAAAAUUUUCUUUUUUGCCCACUGCAGUGUGCGAAAAUCAAAUUUUUAUUGGCUGCACUGUGCAGCCGAAAAAAGUGGUUAUUGCACGGUGCAGAAUUGCAGUAUUAAAGAAAGCAAUGCGUAGUAGGAUAGGAAAUGAGAUUUUUCCUGAGCGCUGCAAAAAAAAUUGUAAUUUUGUCGUUUGCACUGUGCAAAAUUGACAUUUUUGUCCAUUGCACUGUGCAGACAAAAAAUGACAAAUUUAUCGCACUGUGCAGCGAAUAGAAGCAAUAUUUUUGAUUGCACAGUGCUUUUUUUGACUUGUUGUUUUUCGCACAGUGCAAAAUUUUGCCGAUUAUUACCGCACAGUGCGGUUUUUUCAUGAUAAUUUUACUGCACUGUGCAAAAUUUUAAAAAGAUUUCACUGCACGGUGCGAUAAAUUUUUGUCAGUUUUUUGAGGUUUUUCGACUCUAAACCCCCGUCAAAUUUGGUCAAACCCCCCGCGGAGCCAUACGGUAUGCCUCGUUCGCCCGUGGCGGUUCCCUUUCCCCUGAGGCAAUAUCCCAUUUUUUACAUGAUUAUACACUCGAACCAGUCUCUCUCCCUCUCUCCCCAAAUGAGCCGAGAGUGCGGCGCAACCAAAUUAGAUUAAUGCGAAGCCAUUCCUCUUUUCCUUCGCCUUCGAAUGUACACCCGGGGUUACGGUAACAUAAAAAAAUAAAAGGGAUUGGAACGAAAAUGCGGGAAACCCGAACCAAAAUGGCUGGAGAGGAAUGAAAAAUUAGCAAAAAAUUUUUUGAGCCAAUAGUUUGUUAUAUAGAGGCUUUGUUUUACAGAGUUUUGGGGGGAAACCCUCAAAAAUCGCACUCUCUUUAACGCACGCUAAAGUGCCCUUUGACCCCGCGGAAUAAUGGGUAGUCUCGGCUAAUGCAUAAAUAAUAUUGAGGUCAUCUCGAGAGUUCUCAAGCCCCAAUCGUCGAAUAAAAACAUGGCAAUUACCGAAAAUGAGCGAAUAAGUGACCAAAAACUUGAAAAAUCGUAUUUUAAAGGGCAAUUGCGCAAGUUAUAGAAAAACUUACGGUUACUAGAAUGUCUAAUGGGAAGCUAGGAAGAUUUUGUAAACAAUUUCGACUAAAGGUUACUGUAAUUUUACCGAAAUUUGGGCAAUUUUAUUUUUUGCACAGUGCAGAGAAAAGACAGUUAAAUUGCACGGUGCAAGAAUAUGCUUUAAAUAAAUUUCGCGGUCUAGGAUGAUGAAUGGUCUUUAAUUUUGUCGCUAUUAUGUUUUUCAUCCCCUUAGGGCACUUGCACCGUGCAAAAAAUACGAACCUAAUUCGUGCACUGUGCGAAAACAAAACGUAUUCGUUCUCCGCACUGUGCGAUAAAAAUUGACUUUUGUUUUAUCGCACAGUGCUUAUCGCAGGUUUUGUUUUACGAUGCACAGUGAAAAUCGCGGAGUUUUGGGCUUUGCACGGUGCAAAAUUGCAUUUUUUCGACUGCACUGUGCGAAAACAAAAAGUUUUGGGUUUCCGCACUGUGCGAUAAAAAUUGAAUUUUGGUAUAUUGCACAGUGCUUGUCGCAGAUUUUAUUUUGCUUUUUACAGUGAAAAUCGCAGAAUUUUGCCCUUUGCACGGUGCAAAAUUGAAUUUUUUUCGACUGCACUGUGCGAAAACUUGAUUUUGAUUUCAACGCUUUGAAAUGGAAAUUUUUGAGUUAUUUGAGUUUAUCAGAUGAUUUUACCAUCAACAACAAUUACAGUAGCCUAUUUUCGACUUUAUUUACAGUUUGGGAACAUCAAAUUUUCCGCCAAUUUUGGUGAAUUUUUUCUUCAAACCCGCUGAACCGUAAAAUUGAGGGAAUCAAAAAGUCUAAUUCUUGAAUGCGGAGUGCAAUUAAAGUCGAAGGGAGAGGAGCAGGCAUCACCUGGCCUCGCAACAGGCUGCGCCCGACUUUCGCGCAAUCUUUUUUUUUUUAUUUGUCCGCGGCAGAUGGCAUGCCGAACAUGAGAGGCCCACGAUGGCCGUCUUAUAAAGUCAAGAGAGAGCACACGAUACGCAUAUCGUUUACUGAGUGUCCGAGAGUAUUUGGAUAUCCAUGACAUGCGGCUUCAGAUGGUUUAGACAUCAGAAAUCGGAGUUGAAAAAAUUGCGAAAAAUUUUGCCGAAAAUUUUUGAAAAUCAAAAAAAAUGUUGGAAAACGCAGGGAAAGCCUCUAAAAUACAGUGAUUCUGAUCCAGUGACAAAAAACGUACCAUUUUGCAUCCAGGAAGUAUGAAAAAAUGUGGCAAAAUGCCUCCUUCUCCAAGUGAAAAAACUCCGUUUUGAAGGGCGCUUUUUGAAGCCGGAGUUUUUUCACUUGGAGAAGGAGAGAUUUUGCCACAUUUUUUGAUACUUCCCGGACUCAAAAUGGCACCUUUUUUGCCCCUGGAUCAGGUCUGUCACUGUAUUUUCGAGGCUUUCCCUGCCUUUCCCAACAAUUUUUUUUAAUUUCAUAAAUUUUCGGCAAAGUUUUUCCCAAUUUUUUCAACUCCGAUUUCUGAUGUCUAAGCCAUCUGAAGCCGCAUGUCAUGGAUAUCCAAAUACCCUCGGACACUCAGUAAACGAUAUGACAAGUCGGUCACUGAACGUUGCAAAAUGAGUGUAAGCCUUGUUUUGCAGGAACAAGCCCUUCAUGGCGUCCGGAUAAGCGGCGUGGGGCCGAUCAUGGCCACCUCGCCCACCACCAUGCUCGACAACAACAUGAUGCACCCCAUCGAGAUCCAACAAUACCAACAGUCGACGAAUCUAUGGGGCAAUGGAACACCCACCCCGCCUCAGGACAUGAGUUACCAUCAGAAUUCGGUUAUGGUAAGGGAGAAACGGAAAAUUUGAAAAAAACGAGGGAAAAAUUGGGAAAUUUCGGGAAAAAGCGAGAUUUUGAUGGUUUUAAAGCCAAGAACAGUCUGUAAAUUGUAGACAAAGAAGCAAGAAUGUUAUGAAGGCAUAUUUUAUCAAAAAAUUUGAGCUAUGGCAAGGGUGGACCAAAAUUUUAAAAAUUGAAAAAUUUGAAAAAAAUCGAAAAUUUUGCGAUCGCAGACUAUUGAAACAGAGAGUAGAGUACAGUAUACGCCACAAAAAGUCAAAUAGCAUGGAAAUCAAGCGCGCUGCCAGCAGCUGUGUCAACAUUUUCGAACUUGUUCGCACUCUUCCUUAAUCCCUCGGCUCCUUUUGCCUGCCCACCUGGAUGCCCUUGACGCAUUGUAUAAACAAUGAUCUAAUAGGCAUAAUAGUGACUUUAAUUUUUCGCGAAAGAGGGGUUUUAAUUUGGAAAUUGAGAAAAGAAAUCGAAUUUUGGUGAUUUUUGGGAAAAUUAGGUCCUACAGCGAAAAAUUGAGGGAAUUUUUGGGGGUUAACGAGAUUGUAGGGAAGUUUAGAGGGUGUGAAAGUAGUAGUGAUUAAUUGAAAUUAGAAAUUUUGCGAUUUUUUAUAGAAUUUUGAAUUUUUCGGCAAUUUCGACCACUUUUGAAAAAAUGGUCUCGCAGCGAAAACAUGCGGAUUUUUUUGGAAAAUUGUAAUUGGUAAAUAAAAUACAUUCUAUGGACAAUAUAUAUUUCAAAUUUCAAGAUUCUACCUCAUCCUCUUCAUAUCUAAAAUACGAAUUCUUUCAGGUGAACCCCGAUUUUUUAGGAGAAUUUUGCUUUUUUAAAAAAAUGGUCUCGCAACGAAAACUUGGGAAUAUUUUUGGAAAAUUGUAACUGAUAAAUAAAAUACAUUCUAUGGACAAUGUAUAUUUCAAAUUUCAAGGUUAUAUCUCAUCUCCUUCAUAUCUAAAAUACGCCUUUUUUCAGGUGAACCCCCCAGCCUACGGCGACUUGCCGGCCCUGGACGUGCCCUCAGGCGACUACGGCCAUCCCUUCGGCCAAGAGCCCUUCAACGGCCAGUUCUUGCCCAGCUCCUCACUCUCCUCAUCGCCCGCCUGCAGCGAUUAG
This is a messenger RNA of Bursaphelenchus xylophilus (pine wood nematode), 14627 nucleotides long. The record is from the annotation of a GenBank genome assembly. NCBI's taxonomy places the organism in Eukaryota, Metazoa, Nematoda, Chromadorea, Rhabditida, Aphelenchoididae.